AUGGCCGUUUAUGAAGUUGUUGGUGUACUCUUCUGUACGUAUACGAUCGAUAGAUGUGAUUUAGGAACAACGGUAAUGGUGUUAAAUGGGUGGGCUUUUCAAAACGACAAAAAUACAUUGGAUGAAAAAAAAAAUACAGACUCGAGUAAACCUUAUUUAGUUUGUAAACAGCAGGAGAUAGAAGUUUUUUUGUUAUGUUUUGCUUGGUAUAAAGUUUAUGGAAAAUUACGGUUAAAUUAUAACCAAGAAGCAAUAUGUGGAAGAGUUGGUAAGCCACGCGAUAAAAACCAAAAGUCGAUCGCGCAUACCGGAAGCGUAGAAGCCCGUCUGAAUGAUCAGAAAGGCUGUGAACGGUAUGGUCUGGUAGCAACGGCUGGAUGUGCCGGUACGUUCAAGAUGUCCAUCGUUGCCGAUGGCGUCUGUGGACCGGAUGGAAAAUGUUUAGUAGAGUUCACGGUAUGGAAGAAAAUGAAAAGUCCUGAACUGAGAAGGCUGUGGUUUACGGUUAGACAUCGCAUGUUACCCGCAGCCACCGUCGGCAUACGAGCCCUGGAAAUCUGGACGGACCGGAAAGAAGACUAUCCGACUAAAGUGGUGUUUUUACAUAAGUGA
Molecule: messenger RNA, 612 nt
Organism: Rhopalosiphum maidis (corn leaf aphid)
Lineage: Eukaryota; Metazoa; Arthropoda; Insecta; Hemiptera; Aphididae
Exons: 3
Coding region: 1-612 (203 amino acids)
Source: RefSeq, a predicted model, not a curated record